UCCGUUUCCGGCGGCCGCGCGCCCUCCGUCCGUGCCCGGUGGUGAUGGCUGCCGCUGCGCCCGUGUCCCCGGAGGAGCUGCUGCCCAAGGGCGGCGCGGGCAAGGCCGAGGAGCUGGAGGACGAGCUGGAGGAGGAGGAAGACGACGACGAGGAGCUGGACGAAACGCUGGCGGAGCGGCUGUGGGGGCUCACCGAGAUGUUCCCGGAGAGCGUGCGCGCCGCCGCCGGAGCCACAUUCGACCUGUCGCUGACCGUAGCGCAGAAGAUGUACCGAUUCUCCAGGGCAGCUCUGUGGAUCGGGACCACCUCCUUCAUGAUUCUGGUUCUCCCUGUCGUCUUUGAAACUGAAAAACUGCAGAUGGAGCAGCAGCAGCAGCUGCAGCAGCGACAGAUCCUCCUCGGACCCAACACGGGGCUCUCGGGAGGGAUGCCAGGGGCCCUGCCUCCACUACCUGGAAAAAUCUAAUUUGCGGAAGAGCUGCGUUGGAUUCAUACCAUGUGGGAAGACAGUGAGAUGAUGAUGAUCCGUCGAACUGUUGAUUUGUUGGGUCAGGGCAUUUUGGUUUUAUUUUUUUCCAUUUCUUUGUUUUUAUUUUUGGUUCUCCUUUGGGACAUUGACCUGUUCAUAAUAGCUGGGGGGAGUGGGGGAAGCCCCCCUCUGGACCUGC
Molecule: messenger RNA, 669 nt
Organism: Cuculus canorus (common cuckoo)
Lineage: Eukaryota; Metazoa; Chordata; Aves; Cuculiformes; Cuculidae
Gene: TOMM22
Product: translocase of outer mitochondrial membrane 22
Exons: 4
Coding region: 45-467 (140 amino acids)
Biological process (GO): intracellular protein transport
Cellular component (GO): mitochondrial outer membrane
Source: RefSeq, a predicted model, not a curated record